GGUGAAAUGACGUAACGUGCUGUUGAUGUUGAAUGGCUAUAAAGGAACGUCGAUUCUACGUCCUGGGCUGGCUAUUUAUUUUCUAAUCAUCACUCAAACACAUCAUACAGCAGUCCAUUACCUACCAUCAUAAACACCAAUACCAAACACCCCCAUCUACAUCUUCACCAUGCAGUUCUCUACUACCUUCGCUAUUGUCGCCGCCCUCACUGGCUCUGCUAUGGCCGCCCCUGCCACCACUGACAACCAGUGUGUUCCCAACUACAGCAACUGCUUCUCCGAUACCACUGGCCAGUUCCUCGGCUCCUGCUGCGAGGGUCUCAUCUGCGUCGCCAACCGCUGCCGCGACCCCAAGGAGUUGACCGCCAACCAGAACCAGAACACUUGCAUUGCCAACUACCAGAACUGCUUCUCCGACACCACUGGCGAGUCUCUCGGUGCUUGCUGCGACGGCCUCAUCUGCGUUGCCAACCGCUGCCGCGACCCCAAGGAGCUCACUGCUGGCAAGAAGGCCGAGCAGCAGUGCCUCAAGGAGAACGACGACUGCUUCUCCCACACUGGCCAGCCCCUUGGCUCUUGCUGCGAGGGUCUGAUCUGUGCUGCUGACAAGUGCCGCAACCCCAAGCACCUGUAAAUUUACCCGCUACCAAUCCCUGCAUCUCCUGUAAAAUAGUUUGAUCUUUAUAGCGAAUCUAUCUAUUUUUUGAAACACAAAUAUAUGAAUCAUAGAAUC
This is a messenger RNA of [Torrubiella] hemipterigena, 733 nucleotides long. The record is from the annotation of a GenBank genome assembly. NCBI's taxonomy places the organism in Eukaryota, Fungi, Ascomycota, Sordariomycetes, Hypocreales, Clavicipitaceae.